UUUUAGAUUCGGUAACUAUAUUAGAAGCUUAUAAUGAUUUUUUUUCUUAUUCAGAUAACAAGUGAUAAAAACGAAUCAGUUGGCAUCAAUGAUAAUUGUGACAGUAAAGAUGAGGUUAUUUGGAAAGUGGGACAAAAGUUUACAAGUAUUGAAUUGGUAGAGGCUUGUAAAACUAAUUAUGAGUUAAAACGACAUUGUCAACUUGUGAAGAGUAAAGUAAGAUCUUUAGAAGCUGCUAAAAAGAGAAUUCCUAAACGAAUUGCUUUAGCUAAUAUGGCAUUGCACUACCAAACUUUACAGUUUGUUUGCAAGUUUAGUGGAAAGUCGAGUCAGCCAGAAUUAGAAAGAAAGAGAAAAACUAAAUCCUUCCGUUGUGGUUGUCCAUUUGAAAUUGUGCUGGAACUUUCAGUUGACAAUCAGCACCUACAAGUGGUGCGUGUACAAGAAGAACACAAUCAUCUGGUUUCUCAGGAACUGUACGAACACUUGCCUAAACAAAGAACUUUAUCUCCAGAUAUGAUGAAAAACGUUAAAGAGGCGAUUCAGUUGAAAGCAAAUAGCAAACAUCUACAGCAAAAGAUUGAGUUAUCGUCUGGCAAAAAAUGCAUAUUAAAAGAUAUUGCUAACCUUCGUCAAUAUUCUAAAGUUUCAUUUUCUGAUAAUGAAAUAUAUGACAUUGCAGAAUUUCUCAAACAACGAAAAGGAUCUGUGGUUGAAGUUCUUGUUGAUUCUGAUAAAAAGUUCAAGGGGCUUUUUUUUCAGGACUCACAAAUGCAGAAGAUGUACGAAAGGUACCCAGAGAUUAUCAAUUUAUUUGUAUCAUUGUUUACGCUCCUUUCGAAGAGAAAUUACUUGCGAGAAAAUGGGUAUCACUUCAGCCGAUAGAAAUCGUUGCCUUGAAAUAAUUCAAAAAAUUGCAUAUUCUAAAUCAAGUAUUGUGUACGAGCAGAAUAAACAAAUGCUUUUAGAUACAAAACUAACUGCAGUGACAGAAUAUUUUGUUAAAAAUUGGGAUCCUAUCAAACACCAAUGGGUCACAGCUUAUAAAGAUCUAUAUUUCAACCUUGGAGAAACUACUAACAAUCGUCUGGAAUCGAUGUUCAACAAAUUAAAAUCGGUUUGUACAAAGCAUACGAGUAUGAUGCAAUUUUUUAUA
This is a messenger RNA of Hydra vulgaris (swiftwater hydra), 1156 nucleotides long. RefSeq lists its product as uncharacterized. NCBI's taxonomy places the organism in Eukaryota, Metazoa, Cnidaria, Hydrozoa, Anthoathecata, Hydridae. The record is from RefSeq and is a predicted model, not a curated record.